AUGGCGCCUGAGCCACUGCCCGCGGAAACAAUAGUCGAAUGGCUCCAAAAGAUCGAUCUCGAUAGCGCGAGUACAGUAACACCAGAGCGAGAUGACAUCGAUACUGCUCUCGAAGAGGCCCCGCGACCAAAUACACCAGCUCCAACGGUGGUCGUUGUGGAACCAGAAGAAGUGUCACCUACGAAGACCAACUUCUCGGGAGACACAGUGUUCGACGAGCCCCCGGCACCGGCACUCUACAAAGGUUAUGUGUACGGAGAACCAGGCCGAAAAGACGACAUCAACAUCGAUGAGAUAAGGUCGGCCAGCUCUAUUACCGACGCAGGAGACUAUGAUCUGCAAUCAAGCUCUGGUGAUGAUGAAGCGAGUGCCGAGAUCAAAGCCCCGGAAGACGUCUCCUGCGCAGGUUUGCAUCACUCACUUACUGGCUUCUAUGCGGCCACUGAGCAGGAAGUCUCAGCUACCUCCGAGAAGACUGAAGCACCAGAAAAAAGGCUAGUUAUAGUGGUAUCGUGCUUACAAUGCACACUUCAAGGCAUGAGGUGCUCCCGAACACUGCCUGCAUGCUCGCGGUGCGUCAGAGCGGGAAGAGAUGACACCUGCCUUCUCCACCGACGAAUGAUGGCAUAUGAAGCAAAGACCAACGGACAGUGGGCUUCCAACAUGCCAAUACUCCUCCGACUUCAGCAUGACCCGGAGGAGAAGUGGAAUAUGAAGAAUAAACUUGCUCAGAAGUUGCUGCAAGAAUGGCGUAUAGAGCAAGACCGCAAGAAUUGGGUACUUCCAAAUCCCUACAAUGGGAAAAUCCUCAAACAGACUCGUCGGUACGGCACGCCGUUUCUACGAAAAACUCACCCAGGUGAAGGACAAGGAAAUGUUGGUGACGGGAUUCGAGGUCAUUGGCUGAAUCUUGCUUGA
This is a messenger RNA of Aaosphaeria arxii CBS 175.79, 918 nucleotides long. RefSeq lists its product as uncharacterized. Gene Ontology annotation, biological process: regulation of DNA-templated transcription. Gene Ontology annotation, molecular function: zinc ion binding; DNA-binding transcription factor activity, RNA polymerase II-specific. Bases 1 to 918 code for a protein of 305 amino acids. The transcript has 2 exons. The record is from RefSeq and is a predicted model, not a curated record. Lineage: Eukaryota; Fungi; Ascomycota; Dothideomycetes; Pleosporales.